AUGAAGCUAUUGUUAGGCCUGUUGUUCCUUUGGUUGCUCAUCUCAGAAGGUAAUGCAGAUCAUCUGGAAGAACACGGGAAACUAAAGACUCUAAGAAGCUUCCAGUUUUCAUGUGAGCAGGCGAUGUUACAUGAGACUCCUUCAUCUUCAGUUCAUGCUCUGAGGCCAGCUGACAUUAAAACAGUCACUGCAAUAGGAAGUUUGCAAAGAACACCAGGAUCAGGUGCACAUCAUGAGCAUUUACUCCAAAGCACAGGAAAGAGCCUCCUUGAAGUAAGCGUGGAAACUUUAGCAGCUCUCAUAAGCAGUUUUAAUCCCUCGGUCCUACACCAGUCUUCUCCACCUGGCACAAAGGGAGCGACAUCAGACACUCAAGCCAUAGACCUCCUGCAUCAAGCUGAAGAAAUAGUGAAGCUCAUGAAAGAGAAUCAGAUGAUGGACUUCCAAAAUGACUGGAAACUGAUCACAGUCUUUUUUAGUGCUGAAAACCCAUGCUCUUCCUGUGCCUCCACACAACUGAAGAACUGCAUAUUGGACAACCUGGAAAAACUUAAAGCUGUCUUGGAUUUUUUGUAUAAAAUGGUUCCCAAGGCCUUCAUAAAUCUGGUGGAUUCUACUGAGCUCACAACUUCCUCUCUUGUAUGCCAAGAUUACAAUAAUGCCAGCAAUGCAGGCAGGAAUCAGUGCAAUUGUGUUAGUGAACAGUCCACGUUAGAUGAUAACAUAUUGAGGUGGUCCUAUCAGGAUGCUUGGGAAAAACUGCUGGAGUCUGAGAGGUAUGAUCAAAAGGAUGACUUCACUGUCAUUCUUCAGCCUUCUCUCCAAGAAAGAAAUCUGCUGCUCAGACCAGGCAGGGAUGGUUUCGUUACCACAUCGAAGACACAAGUGGAAACUCUGGAAGAAGAUUAUACUUUCAUGGCUGUGGGCCUCUGGAACAACAUGAUGGAGCCAGUUGGACAGAAGCAGCCUUAUGAUUUCACAAAAAUUCUUCAGGUCCGGUGUCCAUCUCAGGAAAAGCCAUAUUUGUUCACAUAUAGAAAUAGUAACUACUCAUCUUCCCCAGAGACAUCAAACACUAAAGAAACAUCUCAGGAGAGGAUUUAUGGAACAAAUAUUCCCUGUUUCGACCGGAGUCCCUCUGAUACAGUUCCAGUUUCAGUUCAUAAUUUGAAACCGGCAGAUAUUCGGGUGAUUGCUGCCCUGGGAGAUUCACUCACAGCAGGUAAUGGUGCAGCAUCCAAACCCCAUGAUGUUCUGGAUGUCCUGACCCAAUACCGAGGUGUGUCUUGGAGUGUUGGAGGAAAUGAAAACAUAAGCACAGUCACGACUCUAGCAAACAUCCUUCGUGAGUUCAACCCAUCCCUGAUAGGGUAUUCUACUGGCACUGGGAAGGAGACUACAGAUAAUGCUGCACUCAACCAAGCUGUGGCAGGGGAUCGUGCAGAGGAUGUUCCUGCACAGGUUAGAAGACUGGUGGACCGAAUGAAGAAUGAUACUAGAAUAAAUUUGAAGACUGACUGGAAGCUCAUAACACUUUUCAUAGGAGGAAAUGACCUAUGCAAAUUCUGCAACAAUCCAGUACACUAUUCUCCUGAAAACUACACCUACAAUCUACAAACAGCAUUGGACAUACUUCACAGAGAGGUUCCACGGGCAUUUGUGAACCUGGUGACAAUACUUUCCAUAGCAAGCCUCUGGGAGCUGUACACAUCAGAAAAAAAUACCUGCCCAAAGCUGCUUAUGAGGGUCCUGUGCCCUUGUGUUGUAAACCCUCAGGACAAUUCCAAUGAGUUCAAGAAGUUGGUCUACUUUAACAGAAGAUAUCAGGAGAGAACCCACCAGUUAGUGGAGAGCGGAAGGUAUGACACUACGGAUGACUUCACAGUGGUUGUGCAGCCAUUUCUGACGAAUGUGAACAUGCCAAAAACACAGGAAGGGUUGCCAGACAGUUCAUAUUUUGCCCCAGACUGUUUCCACUUCAGUCAGAAGUCUCAUUCCCAGGCUGCACGUGCUUUGUGGAACAACAUGCUGGAACCCUUAGGGGAGAAGACAGAUAGUCAGCAAAUGGAAGAUGAGAUUGUUCUCAAAUGUCCAAGUAAGGCUGAGCCAUUCCUGAGGACAUAUAAGAACAGUAAUUACACAUAUCCUAAUCAAACUCCAAAUUAUGGAAGCCAACUGCUAUGCAAGGACAAGUCUCCAUCCUCCCCUCCUGCAACUUCAGUGCAUUCCCUAAAGCCAGCUGAUGUGAAAAUUAUAGCAGCCCUUGGGGAUUCUUUGACGGCUGGUACAGGAAUUGCCUCAGAUAAUCUCCUGGAUUUGGACACUGAGUACCGGGGACUGUCUUGGAGUAUUGGAGGAGAUGCGUCGUUAGAGAACGUGACAACUCUACCUAACAUCUUUCGAGAGUUCAAUGUUACGAUCAUGGGCUAUUCGACCGGCACUGGGAGUGAGAAUGAUUCAAAUGCAUUCCUUAACCAGGCAGUUCCUGGAGCACAGGCUGAGCAUUUACCAGCCCAAGCAAGAAAUCUCCUGAGACUAAUGAAAACUGAUCCUAGAAUUGACUUCAGCGCUGACUGGAAGCUCAUAACGGUGCAUAUUGGAGGCAACGAUCUGUGCAACUAUUGCAAAGACCCUGAUCACUACUCAGCUGUGAAUUUCACCAGAAGGAUUCAAGAAACUCUUGAUAUUCUGCACAAGCAGGUUCCAAAAGCUCUAGUGAGCCUGGUUGAAGUGAUGGACCUCCUCCCUCUGAGGCAGUUGUUUGUGGAUACUCAAGUUCAGUGCCCCACUUACUUGGCAGAUUAUCUGUGUAGUUGUGUUUUCACAGGAGAAGAAAACUCACCAAAUUUAACGAUGGUCAGGGAAGCCACCAGAGCUUACCAGCUUGGCGUUCAGAGACUAGUGGAAUCUGGCAGAUAUGAUACUCAUGAAAAUUUCACAGUGGUCAUCCAGACUUUCCUCCAAAAUCCCAAGAUUCCUCUUGGUCAGGAUGGGCAUCCAGAUAUCUCCUAUUUUUCACCUGACUGCUUCCAUCCAAGCCAGAAAGGCCAUUCUCAGCUUGCCAAGGCUCUCUGGAAUGCUGUGUUACAGCCUGUAGGCCAGAAAGCUGACUCAUUUGAUUUCAUGGCUGACAUUGUCCUCGACUGUCCAACUCAGAACAAACCAUUCCUGGGAACAUACAAGAAUAGCAACUACACAUAUCCACCUGUGGAGCCCACUAAUGAGCCAAUAGAGAAUUGGGGCAGUGACCUGUCGUGUUCUGAACAGGCUCCAUCCAGUCGUGUCCCAACAUCAGUACAUGAGCUAAAACCUGCUGACAUCAAAGUCAUAGGAGCACUGGGAGAUUCCCUAACUACUGCAGCAGGAGCCGAAGCAACUGACCUACAAACAGACUGGAGGGGACUUUCCUGGAGUAUUGGAGGUGAUGGGACCCUGGAGACCCAGACUACUUUACCCAAUAUAUUGAAAAAAUUCAAUCCGAACCUCUUUGGCUUCUCCACUGGCAGCUCUAAGGAAACAGCUGGAUUCAAUGUUGCAGAGAGAGGUGCCACAGCACGCAAUAUGUCAGCCCAAGCCCGUGAAUUGGUGCAGCUAAUGAGAAGCAGCUCGAAAAUUAAUUUCAAGGAAGAUUGGAAGCUGAUCACUGUCCUCGUUGGAGGCAAUGACCUAUGCCAGUACUGCUUGGACAAGGAAACCUAUUCAGUGCAAAAGUAUGUAAAGCACCUUCGGGACACUCUGGAUAUUUUCUAUAAGGAGCUCCCGAGAGUCUUUGUCAACAUGGUGGAGAUACUAGAGAUUUCUGGACUGCGUCAGAUCGCAGCAAGCUCUUUGGGGUGUGCUUUGACAGCUAAGAAUGUUUGCCCAUGUUUCUUAAACCCCGAGGAAAACUCUUCUGAACUACAAGAAAUUAAGAGAGUUAAUAGAGAUUUUCAGGCUGAAGCUUUACAGCUGAUCAACAGUGGUCAGUACGAAGAGCGUGAGGACUUUGCGGUUGUCAUGCAACCAUUUUUCCGAAACACCUUGCUGCCCCUGGAGAGCAAUGGCAAGCCAGAUCUGAGUUUCUUUGCUGCAGACUGCUUUCAUUUCAGUGCACGAGGCUACGCUGAGAUGGCCAUGGCUCUCUGGAAUAAUAUGUUGGAGCCAGCUGGUGAAAAGCAGACUUACAACAACUUUACCCAUGAUAGAUCAAAACUGAAGUGUCCAAACCCAGAGAAACCCUUUCUUUCCACGCUAAGAAAUAGUGGAUUCAGACAUUCAGAUCUCAACUUGGAGAAAACCGAACCUUCAGUCCCCUACUGGGCUGUCAUUGUGGCUGCGGUAGCUGGAGUCCUGGCGGGUUCUUUACUCAUCUGGGUUGUGUCAGGAAGAAGAGUCAAGAGGCACCAACAUGAGACUGGCACAGAAAGGAACAGUAAAACGACAUCUCUGUAAAGCGAGUGGAAUAAACAUCUGUCUCUGCUGAGGCUGCUCUCUGGUGUGACGCAGACAGCAGCAGAAUAAAAAAAUGUUGGAUAGAAAUGAAGCUUCUUGGUUAGCCAGGGAUUUUUGGACCCGAUAAUCUUGAUCAGAAAUGUAGAGUUAGCUUCUGCAGAUCAGUCAAGCGGAGGAUGGAGUUCAAAGUGUUAAAGCUUUUUUCAUUCUGGGAUACAAUUCUCUGUUUCGUGAAUAUCACUCAGGAUGUCAAUUGCUUGCAUGAAGUGAGAAAACUUAUUCAUGCGUCUUGGCACCCUAAUUGUGCAUCUGCCCUUUUUUCUUAUAAAGCUGUAUGUAAAAUGUUA
Gavia stellata (red-throated loon) is the source of this 4778-nucleotide messenger RNA. It is a transcript of the gene PLB1, whose product is annotated as phospholipase B1. The record is from RefSeq and is a predicted model, not a curated record. Bases 1 to 4431 code for a protein of 1476 amino acids. Gene Ontology annotation, biological process: phospholipid metabolic process. Gene Ontology annotation, cellular component: brush border membrane. Lineage: Eukaryota; Metazoa; Chordata; Aves; Gaviiformes; Gaviidae. Gene Ontology annotation, molecular function: phosphatidylcholine lysophospholipase A1 activity; retinyl-palmitate esterase activity; A2-type glycerophospholipase activity. The transcript has 58 exons.